AGCAGAAAAAAAGACAAACAAGAAAAAAAAAUAAAAAGAAACAAAGAAACAGAAAAAAAGAAAAAUAAAUAAAAGAAAAUAACAACAAAAAAAUCACCUAUAAUUGCAAGUCAGUGUUACCAAUCUGCCAAAUAUGUCUGACAGUGUUGCCAACGGUGGAGGGAGGGUGGAGGACCUUCGCCUUAAGCUAACCUCAUCUGAAACUUCCACUACCCUUGUUUCACCCCACCACGCCCCCCUCCGAUGCCCACUGCCCCCUCGUCACCGACCCCCCCGCCCCCCCUUAUACAAGCCAGGAUUAACAAUGUCGGUAUCAGACGGCUUGGCGGGUACUGGGAAGGAGGUGGACGCUGGCGAGGCUCCUGGUAUGGGUGUGGCGAUGGGCGUGCGAACCUACAAGAUCCGCUGGUUCAUUUUGUGCCUCUUCGUGUUGUACUCCAUGUCCAACGCCUUCCAGUGGAUCCAGUAUUCCAUCAUAGCUAAUGUUAUUGUAGAAUAUUACGGCGUGGACACAACCCUGGUGGACUGGUUGUCAAUGAUAUAUAUGAUAACCUACAUUCCUCUCAUCUUCCCCGCGUCUUGGUACCUGGAGAAGGCGGGCCUCCGUCGGGCAGUUCUCAUCGGCUCCUUUGGCACAAUGGUCGGCGCGUGGAUCAAGGUGGGGUCUGUGGCGAGGAACCGCUUCUGGGUCACCUUCGCGGGGCAGUUCGUGGUAGCAAUAUCUCAAGUGUUUAUCCUUGGUGUGCCUCCCCGCCUCGCCGCCGUCUGGUUCGGGCCUGACCAAGUCUCCACCGCCUGUGCUAUUGGUGUGUUUGGGAACCAGCUGGGCGUGGCUUUGGGCUUCCUGGUGCCUCCUGCCAUCGUGCCAACAACUGAAGAUAUGGACCUGGUUGGGCAGAGGCUGGUCUAUAUGUUCUACGGAGUGGUUGCCCUGACGACCACCCUGUUCAUCACGAUCGUUAUUGUGUUCAGGGAGAAACCACCCACGCCCCCAACUACUGCCGCCCUUACGCAGGAGGAGACAGGAUCUUACGUGAAAGGAAUCGUUAAGCUCAUAAGAAACCCAGGCUACGUUCUCCUGCUUCUCUCCUACGGGAUCAACGUGGGAGCCUUCUAUGCGAUCUCCACGCUGCUCAACCAAGUGGUUCUUGCGCACUUCGAAGACGCCUCUGAGGACGCGGGGCGCAUAGGCCUCCUCAUCGUGCUGGCUGGCAUGAUGGGCUCCGUGGUGUGUGGCUUCAUUCUCGACAAGACGGCCAAGUUCAAGCUGGUGACGUUAGUGGUGUACUUGCUCUCCACCUUCUUCAUGUUGGGAUACACUUUCAUCUUCCGCCUCAACCAAAUUUGGCUCGUUUACAUCAUGGCGGCCGUGCUCGGGUUCUUCAUGACGGGGUAUCUUCCAGUUGGUUUUGAGUUUGCGGCAGAGCUGACCUACCCAGAACCAGAGGGCACCAGCUCAGGCCUGCUCAACGCCUCUGCUCAGUUCUUCGGGGUCUUGUGUACUCUUGCGGACGGGCAGCUGUUGGCAGGGUUCGGCGACAUGGCAGCCAACCUUCUCCUAGUCGCAGUAUUAAUAGUGGGUUCCAUCAUGACAGCAUCUAUAAAGGAAGAUCUGAGGAGGCAGGCGGCCCACGGGAGGACUGCAGGAGCUAACGGGGCCACCAGCAUGUGAAGGGAGCGGAGGAACACCACGCCCUCCACUGCUACUGCCGGAGACGCUGCAGAAGGGGUGUUUGGAGUGCGAGGCAAGAUUAAAUGUCAGUGAUGGUGGUGGUGGUGGUGGUGUUGAGUGAUCAAGUAAGAUUAGACGUUUCUGAAAGGGAUUGGAUAAGGUUUUGAUAGUUUUCGGUUAAGUUAUAAAGGUAUUUGGUAAGAGUGGGCGUGUUUGUAAAGGAUUAGGAAGGUAUUGGUAACAGUGAUACGUGUUCUGAAAGGAUUGGAAACUUUGUAAAGGGUUGGGUUAAGUUGUAAAGGGUUUUUUAAAAAGAUCACGUGUGUUUAUAAAGGGUUGGAUAAGAUUAGGAAAAUUUUAUAAGUGAGGUUACAAAGGGUUAUGGCAUAAUUAGGCUGUUUCUAAAAGGAUCAUAAGAGUUUUGAUAAAGUUAAGCCGCUUUACAAAGGAUUAGAUCGACUCAGAAAGGGUUUUGGUAAGAUCGCGUGUGUUUAUAAGGGAUUGGAAAGGUGUGAGUGGGAUUGGCUUGGUUUAUAAGGAAUCAGAAAGGUGUUAGUGGUAUUGCGUGAGUUUGUAAAGGGUUGGGUCGAGUUUAUAAAGGUUUGGGCAAGACCGAGUAGUGUUUUGAAAGGAUUGGAACAGGUUAAGAGGGAUUUGGAUUAGGGUUAGGAAGGAAUUAAGAGGAUUCCAGUAUUGAGAGAGAGAGAGAGAGAGAGAGAGAGAGAGAGAGAGAGAGAGAGAGAGAGAGAGAGAGAGAGAACAAA
Scylla paramamosain (green mud crab) is the source of this 2436-nucleotide messenger RNA. Its product is annotated as heme transporter FLVCR1-like. Gene Ontology annotation, molecular function: heme transmembrane transporter activity; heme binding. The record is from RefSeq and is a predicted model, not a curated record. Gene Ontology annotation, cellular component: membrane. Gene Ontology annotation, biological process: transmembrane transport; heme export. Lineage: Eukaryota; Metazoa; Arthropoda; Malacostraca; Decapoda; Portunidae.